CGGGCAACCGACCACUAGCUUUUGCUGCUCCAACCGCUAACCAAGCCAGUGCCCGGGUGACAGAGGCUCGUUGUUUGCCACUGCCGUUGCCACUACCCCGCAACCACUAGGGCUCAGUACAGAGCUUCCAGUAUAUUGCGACGCUGCGGCGUAUAGGUUCACUACGCGCCCGCCAUGCGUGACUGCUCACGCGCCAUUCAGCCAACUCGCGAUGCCCGGCUGAUAUAGCUUCGCGUUCGAUGUUAUACUGGUGCUGGCAUCAGGUGCCUACGUUUUCUGGAACCAUACACCUUCUGUCGAAACCUCGUACCCCGCACAUCUCUGCCACACCAUUCGGUAGCGAAGCAAGGGCAAUAAGGUGAGAACCCUCAAGCGCCUUGUGUAUAUAGAAAUGCGAGUUGUGAUACAUGGCGUGCAGAUCUGUGCCAGCUAGCUGUUGGAUCAGCUCUGGAGAGCUACAGUUUUGAAUAUUAUCGCCAGGGGACAUGCUAGAGGGUAGGGGGACCCCAACGAUUGAUGUUCGGUUCUUAUUCAGUCAACCAGCAGCACUAUGGCGGUUAUGCAGCUUUUGCAUAUUCAUUGGUUGCCUCUCAUGUGUCGCUGGCUUCGCCCAACUGUGGCGCUAGGUUGCCCAGCUCCGAUCAAAUACCAGUUCACCCCAACUUGGUUGGUAUUUACAGCUAGCUAGCUACCUUAUAGGGUGGCCCCAAUGCUUUGCCUAUGCUUGCGACUAAGCCAUCAUGAAAUUUCCUAUUAUCUUUCUACUAAAAACCCCAGUAGGCGUAAUCUCAAAGGUAAACAGCUUUAGACGAAAUUGUAUUGUCGUACAUAAAGGGUUGUUAGUUCGUCACUAUAUUGUGGCUCUGAGGUGGUCAGCGCAAACUGAGUCAAGGCUAUGAAAACUACAUACGGUCGGCGUAAACUUUCAACCUUGCUUCAUUCGAAACGUUUUCAUCCUGGUUGUUACCUUUAACUUAUUAGUAGCGGCCAAAACUUACAUUUACCGUUCCAGCCGGUCUUCAAAACACCUUCUGCACUCGCACCUAAAUAUGUCUCUGGCCACCCUUUAGGGACCCUCGCUAACGCCUACCCCGCGGUUCCUGCAUCAACCUGCAGGGCAGCACCACACAUACUAUACCCUGCGCCCCAACCAUGACCUCUGGCGGGCUGCCACGAUCCAGGAGCAUAGAUUCCAGGAGCUAUGGGCUAUCUCCUUCUAAAGCGGUGACUUCUGAUUUGUCGGCACGAAAGAGGCGAUCUAGCCGCGGUCGCGAUGAGCCGGGUUCUUUCGCCCUUACGAAAGUCACGUCCAACUCGAUAAAAGAGCUGCCACGGGGCACAAAGCCCAUUCGAUUUAUCGGCGAAGGGGCUGCGAAUGCGGUUUUUGAGAUUCAAGUGCCCGUCACCGAUGAAUCAGCGACACAAUUCAAAGGAUUGCUUCUUCGCGUUGCCAAGGUGCCUCAACGAGGGCAGAAGAGUACAUACGAUUAUCUUUUUCAGCAAAGUUUUUUCGAAAAGUCCAUUUUACCAGUGUUGGGUAAAUAUGCCGUUCAUCAAGAGAUGGUUGGCCUCCGUCAUCAUGACAUUUUCGAGGAAAUGAACAAUCUGUUAGCGAGUCUGGAUGUCAAAAGAAAAAAGAAAUUCCGCGGGUCCUUCAUUGGGGAGAGUGAAUUUGGCCUUUUAGUAGAGGACAUGACAGCAAAAGACUCUGACCAUUUCACGGUAGAAUUCAAACCAAAAUGGCUAGCUCAGUCACCAAGUGCACCGGCGAAUGCUAUUCGAUGCAGGCAAUGCGCACUAGAACUGCGAUAUUUCAUCACAAAUCCCUCAGGUGACAGGUCAUUGCCCAUCGACAAGCCCUGCCCUCUAACUCUUUGUGACGACGGUGGCGCGGCGUCUGCUGCUUCACCAUUUCGAUUAGCCCCCGGGCUGGCAACGUCUCCAGCCAGAGAAUACAUUGCAAAGCGGCUUGUAAACAUUACAAAACAGCCAAUCAUGAAAGAAUUACGGCGACAACAGAUGCUGCACGAUACCACAGGUCCGCUCACAGCUGACCCCAAAGAUGCCAACUUUGCACUAGCAAUGACGAUUCGGGACUGUACUUGCUUCGCACAGAUAUCACUUCGGCCAUCUGUUGAGAUUGAAGAAGGACCACUGAAGCUUCGCUUUGGCGAUUUGGAUUGGAAAAAUCCAGCUAAUAAGAUCUCGCACUGGCGCGGGUUGGAAGCAGCGCUAAUAAAUGACGGGUUUUACACGGCAAACAGGAUCCAAUUCCGAGGAGACUACUACAACGUACCUACCCUCUGCGCAUUGGAAAUGUCCUCAGAUUGUCGACCGCCGGCCACUUCUGUUUUGCAAGUUGAUGAAGAGGGUAAACCACAACGACAGACACGCUCCGUAUCAGCUCAAGGAGUGCAUUAUAUACGAACAGCCGACGUCGAUGAAUUUGCACACCGUCUAUUAGCGUUAAAGGAUAGAGCGGUCACGACACAGUCGAGGUGAUACGAAGUUGCAUAGUGAUCUUAUCCUGAAAAAUCACCUCUCACUUGUUUCAUCUCGCGGUCUUCCUGAAUUCUCGGUUACACAGUUGAGCUGGGAGCACCAAUGGGUGUCAGCUCUGGUAACUCCUGAACACGAAGAUAUGUAUUAAAUGAAAUCACGCGGCAGAAUUUCUUUCCUAGUUGGAUUAGCAUAAAUAUUUGUACACUAUAUACAUUAAUCUAGAUAUCUUAUAUUUUACACGUUUGAUGCCAUGAAACUCAAUAAACUUCCGAUCAACAAGCCAACCAUGAUGGCAAGGCCCAGAAAGCUUCCAGCAGCCUCACGCUCGCUCUUGUCGACAGAUUCGGGGGCUAGGGUCAUAACCUUGGAGAAAAUCCAACCACCGGUCAGUCCAAAGAAGAGCUGUACAACUACAAGGUAAAAGAAGUCACUGGAAAUGACUGCGCCAAGCCCGUCAAUGUUGCAAAGCAGAUAGAGUGGCACUUGGCCAACACGCAACGCAGUCAAAAUGAAGAGCACAAAUAUGCUGUUCGUGAAACUGCCAGCUGAUGAUGCAAUUAUUCUCCCAAGCAGAUCACCCAAGUUCCAGAAGAAGAAGGCCAAUGGAAUGAAUGCGUAAGGGCGAAAAAGAGGGCUGGCGAUCUCUGGGGAUACCACAGACAAGAUUCGCGCUGUGAAGACGGGGAAAAACAUGGUCGCAACGAAUAUAAGUGCGAUAGACGAGGACGGCCAAAAGAGCUUCUUCAAGAGAACACCCAUGGGCACAACUUUGCGAGUUUUGAAGGCGUCACCAUCAGCAUCAGAGCCCGCAUCAUCCACCACUCCAGAGUUGUCCGGCGAUAUCACGCGGUUCACUGUACCGCCAUGGCGGCGGACGAGAGGAAUAAGAAGGAAUAAGCCGGCUACGGAUACGGCUACUGCAGUAAAGAAGUACACAAAGGCUGCUGUUUGCCCCUUGGCAGCCCUCUCAGCCGGAGUGUAGUCCGAGUCCACCGUCGGAGGGGGGAAUAAGAGAACGGUGACAAUGUUGGCUAAAGCGGGCAAGAUUCCGGCUAUAGCUUGGCCAUUUACUAAACCCUGCAUAUACUUGGGGCGGUUGAGGCUGGCCACGAAUGAAAAUAUGCCAUUUUGCAUAAAGGCCGUCGCUGUCGACGUACUGACGACCAUGAGGAGAAGAAAGGCGAAAUAGGAGCGAGGCGACACAUUGAGGAAGAUAGUGGUUGAUAUCAUGAGAAUAAAGCACACGAAGGCAUUGAUGAGAAGAGCGACUGCAAUUCGGUAGGGAUAGGAGGCAGAUUUCUGCAUCCUUGCGAGGACGUAUGCGAUGGCGAGACUAGUGAUGGUAGAAGCAGUCAUGAUGGCCGAUUGGUAGUUGGUCUCGAUCCAGCCAUCGCCUUUGAAGCGCGAUGAGAAGUAAGGCGCAGCAGCGAGAAACAUGUUCCUGCAUUAUCAAAUGGGGUUAGUAACUCGGUCGUUUGGAGACUAUCGCAGAGACGUACCAUGCCCAGAGCAUAGCCAUGCCCAAGAACGUCAGCGUGCCAUACUCAAACCAGGAGAAGGGCACACGGUCGUCCGCAGGCUCAUCGGGGGCGUACGGAGUCUCGGACUCAGCAUGGACAUCGUCGUCGGUGGUCAACGGCGCGUAUUCGGCGGUUCGGGGCGGCUGUCUACCGUUGGUCUUGUUGCGCAGAAAAUCCAUUGUCGCCGUGGACUGUGACACGAUGAGCGACUGCGAUAGCAGCAGAAACUAUGCUCUGGUGCCUCACAGAGAUGGGAUUUAGUGCAAAGGGACGGCCCGACGGUGAUGAUCGUGUGAUUUAAUAGCGACCAGGGGGGAACGCUGGUGCUCGUAGACCGUUCAGCCG
This is a messenger RNA of [Torrubiella] hemipterigena, 4367 nucleotides long. The record is from the annotation of a GenBank genome assembly. Lineage: Eukaryota; Fungi; Ascomycota; Sordariomycetes; Hypocreales; Clavicipitaceae.